Alternaria burnsii is the source of this 2268-nucleotide messenger RNA. RefSeq lists its product as uncharacterized. Lineage: Eukaryota; Fungi; Ascomycota; Dothideomycetes; Pleosporales; Pleosporaceae. The coding region runs from base 1 to 2268 and encodes 755 amino acids. The record is from RefSeq and is a predicted model, not a curated record. The transcript has a single exon.
AUGGAGCCUGAUCUUUCUUUGACCGCGGCGUCCAAGUCGUCAUUGAUCGUUAGCCUCCGCUACCAGCUUCUGUGUGCGCAAUGCGCUGACAUGCUCCUACGAUGGUGCGAGCCGCCUGCCCGUCAGCGUUGGACGUGGACCAUUGACGAGCUUAUGCAAGGCUCUUCGACAUGUCGUUGCUGCCGGUUCCUGGCCCAGGUUCUGGUAGCAAGCCCAUGGAUCAAACCUGAUAUCCAUCGUAAUAUUGUAGUUGAGACCUGCAUAAUUGGUCACCAGCGCAUGACAAAAGCUCCCGACCACUCGGUAUCCAAGACUUAUUACAGGCCAAUGCUGUAUGUAGACGACGACAUCUGGUUUGAUUUUAAACGCAAGACCUUCAUACUUCCAGUUUCACGCGUUCACGAUGCUUCAUCAGACAAACUCGACUCACAUAUAUUCUGUGGCAGGCCUGUCAACGCCAUGGUCGAUCUAUCGCUAAUCGCAAGCUGGCAUAAGAUAUGUACGUCGAGACAUGAAGACUCAGCAGACGGUUAUGGAUGCUGUCCAAACACGCACGAAUCUUUACAAGAAUUCCGAGUCAUUGACGUCCAGCAACGUUGCGUCAUAAAGACAAGUGGCAAGGUCGACUACGCGGCUCUUAGUUAUGUCUGGGGAAAUGCGAAGCGUCUUGUGCUAUCCAAAGACAACGAAGCUUGGCUUACUACACCCGGCGCAUUGGCACAAACCGAGAAGAACGUUCCUAAAACCUUCAGGGAUGCACUGGAAGUUGCUGCAGCUCUAGGGAUUGCGAACCUGUGGGUGGACGCAAUAUGCAUUGACCAAAGCAACUCUGAACAAGUCAAACAUCACAUGGACGCAAUGGACAAAAUCUAUGGAUCUGCUGUUCUCACCAUAGUGGCCACUGCUGAGAAUGCCGAUUUUGGUCUUCCUGGUAUCAGCCUUCCUCGUGGACCUCCCCAGGCGGUAUUUCAAUACAAUGGAGCUCAUUAUCUGAGUUCUAAACUGACAUUUGGUGUUGCCAUGGAACGUUGCCCAUGGGAAAGGCGCGCCUGGUGUCUGCAAGAGAAGCUGUUUUCUGCUAGACUCCUGGUUUUCACUGACACUCAGGUCUUCUAUUAUUGUGGUGUCGCAACGUGGUUCGAGGAUACGAUCAUGGAAAUACCGGAAAGUAAUCCCGACACCGUACUUCUAGAAGAGAGAGCAAGUUUCGGGGAACCCUACAUGUUGAGUUACCUACAUCACACAGCGUAUGAGACCCACUAUAUUGCCCUUGGAGACUGGAACUUCUGGCAGCUAGUCCAGAACUACAGUCGGCGGGAGAUGACCCUCAAGGCCGAUGUGGUAUCCGCCUUUGCAGGGAUUCUAAGAUCAGUAGAGGCAGAGCAUGGUUGUGCUAUAUGGGGUAUUCCCCAAUAUCACUUUUUACAAGGCCUGUUAUGGUAUCACUACGGCGGCCAGAUGAGCUUUCGCCGAGAGGGAUUUCCUAGCUGGAGCUGGGUAGGAUGGUGCACUAAUGGUAACGACUUGUAUUUUGCGGAUUGUAAGAGGAAGAAAACCAAUAUGGGAGUCAUAGAUGGACAAUACCAUGUUGCUCGAGGCAAGCACAAUGGACGCUAUGUAUGGGAUGUACACUGGCACUACUAUACGGAGGACGAACACAGUCGUGUGAUGCGACUAAGAGCAGUACAGCUUGAGCAUCCAGACCACAACGGAGCGCCUCAUGCUUCUUCCCCCACGAUUACAGCAGUAUCGUGUACAGAGCCUAAACUUUCGAGAAGGGCGAAGAGAUAUCACAAACGUUUCCACGAAUGGGGCUUGCCUAGCCAUCCAGGAACUAUGAAGCCCAUUGACGUGUCGAUGCCACCCCUUGCGCCUGGACGAGAAAUGCCUCCUUUAUCACAUAUCAUCCGUUCCUACACUAGCGUGGCUACAGUGCUGGUCCAUCCAGAUGAGAACAACUGCUAUGACUGUCCUACAUUUCGUCUCCUUGUCCCUGGCACCGAGAUCGAGAUCGCUGGGGUAGAUUUAGACCCACGCUGGCCUGGCAUCGGUAGGACACAUAGCCUUGUCUAUCUUUCGAGAUUCUGCUCUUAUGAUGACAGAUACCAAGAGCCAAACGACGAUUGUUCUGAGGAACUGUAUCUCUUGUUGGUUGAGAGCGUGCCGGGAUGGGGCGAAGUCAAGAGGAGAGUAGAGCUGGUACAAAGAGUCAGUAUUUUGGACUGGAGGAAGGCGAAUCCAAGAUGGGAGCUGGUCAGUCUGGCAUGA